ACAAGUAAUUGGUUCCUUUGUCAAUAUUAUGUGGAAGUUUGUUUAGUAAUGUUUUGUAGUUUACGGAAACGCGAUCUCUUGCUAAGAAGUGGCCAGUCAGCGUGUAUUGUAACGGGAGAGCGGUCUUAUGACACACGAGAGACUUUUUCGGCGCAAAAUAUCAAUACGAGGAACGUGGAAAAAAAUAAAUAAAUAAAAAGUAGUACUUUCUCGAUCGAGAUUCGAACCUCGCAGGCAGUGUAGAGUGAAGUGUAAAAUUAUUUGUGUUUUUAUCGCCUCGUCCAUCAUACAUAACCGGGUGUAUGUCAAACGCGCUCCUUCGCUCUCUAUAUCUCUCGCGCUGGCUAUCUAAUUCUAUUUAUCUCCGUGUCUCGGACUCGAUCGAUUUUGACUUAUCGACCGACUAGCUUGCUUAGCAUAUACUGUUAAUCAGUAGUAGCGCGUUGAUUGUUGAAUGAUGUGGUCGGUAACCGCAGACGGAUGCGAGUGAAGUUUCAUCGGCCGUACAUACAAAGCAUAUUCUUCACGUGUGUUAACAUUAUUAUCCGCGGAUAGUUAGCUUCGAAACGUUGAACUGAGUGAUUCGCCGUGAGUAAUCUCCAAGAGUUUUCGGAGGUCAACGAAACGAACAUGCGUCCCUGAUUACAAGUGUUUUUGUGGUGCUGUUCAGAGAAAAUAUUAUCUUGCAUUACCUACGCGCGAUACAUGACAAAGUGAUAAACUUACGCAGAAUAAGUUUGUGCAAUAAGUUGCAAUGAGCAAUAGUAUCCUCAUGUUUAUGUUGAAUUAUGAAGAAUAAGUGGUUAGUUUGAAGAAGGAUUGUCGCCAGAAACUGAAGGAACAGUGUUGAGAAAUGAUUCAAGUCGACUCUGUUGGAUACUCAAGAGUGAACAAUGAAUCGAACGUGAAUGAAGAUAUGAAGGAGAAUGAUUGUAACGGUAAAGAUAGCAUAAUCCCAAGACCUUCGGUAGAGUUACUAACAAAAAUGUCGGAAGAAUUUGUGGAAAAUGAGUGCGGAAAGCGGGAAAAGUUAAAGGAUCAUCAUCACCAUCCUCAUCAUCUCUCGACGCGACAUCAUCAACACGAUCAGGACGAGAUGAUGCAUGGCGAUAGUAACAUGAGUGACGAAGAGAAUGACGAGGACAGCAGUCGUAACGCCGAUGAAGCUGAUAACAAGAAGACUGAGUUUCAUGAUCGCAGUUUAACGCCUCACAGUAUGGUGGAUGAAUCGUCGGUCACAGGUUCGGCAGCCGCCGCUGUUGCCAUCGCAGCCGCUGCUGCUGCGGCUGCAUCCAAAAGUCCUGUGGGUGCAUCUUCGGCGUUACCAAAUGAAUUCAAUCCUGCGGCAUUUUUUCCUCCACCGGGACAAAUGUCUAUUCAGGCUUUCCAGAAUGCGAUCGCUCAGUUUACCGCCAAUGCUUUGGCCAACAAUAUGGACAACGAUACGGUGGUGAAGAAUCUAGCGAUUUUGCAAUCUGCGUUAUUUACACUUCAGCAGCAGCAGUUUCUUCAAUUUCAAUUGAUUCAGCACCUGCAAUCACAGCUCGUCAAGAAACAAGCUCCGAAGGAAGAGCCUUCGAACGAUCAAACCAAUUGUUCAGUGUUUCAUCAUAACAAUAAUAAUAACAACAACAAUCUUAGUAAAAGAAAUGAACCUCAAGAUCUCCGAAAACCCGAAAGAACGGAAGAAGAAGAAGAGAUCGAAGAGGAAGGCAUCGAAGAUGCGUAUAGUAAAAGCUACCAGAUGGCUAGUAUAAUGGCCGCCGCUGCUUCUACUAAUACCGAAAAUCGUCCACUGAUUCAUCCGGUUCCGGAAGAAGAACUAAGGAAAUCAAAAACCGCUGAGCCGUUCGUUGAAAAGCGGCCACUGCUAGAACCAAUGCAUAAUUUGCCAUCAUCGACGGCAACAUCCAGUGCAAGUUCAAGUUUGACCACUUCUUUACAUUCAACCGCUGCUCGAGGCGGAACAUCCGAGAAGGAUGAAAUUUUACCAUAUCAGGAUUCCCAUUUUUCCUCUCUGGCGGCGAGCAUUAUAACAGAUCAUGCGCCAUCCAUCCUGGGUGAGCCAAACUCGCUAGCCAUGUUGGAGAAAAAGGCCCAGGAGGUGCUAAAUUCAGCCUCCCAAGGUAUCCUAUCUAACAAUCUACUAGACGAGCUUGCGUUCGCGAACGAUAAAUCAUCUCCCAAUGGGAGAAAUGAUGCUGCCCUGUUCAAACACCGCUGUCGAUACUGUGGUAAAAUAUUUGGCUCAGAUUCUUCGCUUCAAAUUCAUAUCCGAUCCCACACCGGAGAACGACCAUACAAAUGCAAUGUCUGUGGCAGUCGUUUCACAACUAAAGGCAACCUUAAAGUUCACUUUCAACGGCAUUCGGAUAAAUAUCCCCACAUACCGAUGAACCCAAAUCCCGUUCCGGAACAUUUGGACAAAUAUUUUCCUCCGUUGAUACCACAGGAGGCGCUGAAAGAGCAGCAGCAGCAACAACAGCAGCAACAGCAAUCCCAACCACCUCCACAGCAGCAAAUUCCUCCACCAGGACCUCCUUCGCAGUUUCCUGGCUUAGAUUCGCGUGCAUUCCCUCCCAGAAGUUUCUUCCCGGACUUUUAUUUACCGCGACCUCCAAUGGAAAUGUUCACGAGUUCGCUGAACGAACAUCCUCGAAAUCCGGUCGAUCUAUCGCAGGUUAAGAAACCAGAUCCGCCUCGAGAACCCACGCCAGAAAUGAGGCUUUCUCCGGAAAUAGUUAUAAAUGAAACCCCACAAAUAAAGCAAGAGCCGAUGGAGGAAUCGCUGGAUCUUUCCGAUAAAUCGUCGAAAAUUCAAAGGGAAGAAGAGAAGGAAGAAAUGGAGCAAGAAAAGGAGGAAAAUAUCAAUUUGAAUAACAGCACUAGCGAAAAAGAGUUUCCUUUGAAGCUGAAAAAUAACUCGGUGGAAAAUCUAGCAACGGUUCCGUCUGUAUCUCCUCCCUCGAGUUCUUCAUCGGGCUCAUUAUAUCAGGAUACAGUGCUGGAUCCUUCAUUCUAUUCAGCUCACCUGCCUCGUCCCGAUAGCAACGAUAGUUCGUGGGAAAAUUUUAUUGAAAUCUCCUCCGAAACAUCGAAACUGCAAGAGCUGGUAGACAACAUAGACAGUAAGACUACGGAACCCAAUCAAUGUUUGGUGUGUAAGAAGGUUCUAUCGUGUCGAAGUGCACUUCAAAUGCAUUACCGAGUGCAUACCGGUGAGCGUCCUUUCCGUUGUAAAAUAUGCGGCCGAUCGUUCACAACAAAGGGCAACUUGAAGACUCACAUGAGUGUCCAUAGAAUAAAACCUCCGAUGCGAACGCUCCAUCAGUGCCCUGUGUGUCACCAAAAGUUUUCCAACAUUUUCGUCCUGCAGCAACACAUUCGUUUGCAUACCGGAGAGAUGACGGAUCUGACUCCCGACCAAAUCAAAGCUGCCGAGAUCAAAGAAUACGAAGGUCCCGACAUGCGUUUGAAUCCGUUUGGAGUUCGAUUGAGUGAGCUUUCCCAAAGCAACCAAAACAAACGAGGAUUGGAACACUCGGACGAAGAGAAUGAUCACGAAGGACACCUUGAGAAACCUCAUAAGGUCCAAGUGAACGAAAAACAGAAAGUAAAAACAGGACAUACGUCACCGGUGAUCGAGAAUCAUGUGGAAGACCUACGUGCAAUAAAUCUGCAAAGAUUGUCGGUGCGAUCGUUAACGAAUGAAGACUUCUCACGGGACACAGCAUCUGCCAGUCCCAAUUCGUCUGAUGCCAAACGUCUGAGGUCGUCUAGCCCAAUUGGUUCGGUUUCAUCGGUUCUCUCAACCAGGUCACCAAUGUCUACACCUCCAACAUCCGGUGGUGAACAGAUAGGAGUGGGCGCUGCUGGAAGAGCCGCUGCUGCAGCGGCUGCGGCGGCUGCCUUUCCUUACGGACCUCCAUUCCUUGGGAUGCCCCAGUUCCCGCCGUUUAUUAACCGACCGCCAUUUCUUGGAAAUGUCCCAAUCGGGCCACCCGGAUCGAAUAUGCCUCCGUUCGGAUUGUUCGGCGUACGUGGAAACACAACAACUUGUAAUAUUUGCUUUAAAACUUUCGCAUGUAAUUCCGCGCUCGAAAUUCAUUAUCGAAGCCAUACGAAGGAGCGCCCAUUCAAAUGCACAAUCUGCGAUCGAGGAUUCUCUACCAAGGGAAAUAUGAAGCAACACAUGCUCACACACAAGAUCCGUGAUAUGUUUGGCAGCUCGGGUGGCAAUUCCGGUGAUGAGUCACGCACGCAAACUCCGCCGCAGGAUUCUAGCAACUCUACUAGCGGUGCCCCUGGAGGAGGGUUGAAAAACGCGUCCAAUCAUGCCAAUAGCCGAUUUUCGCAAUCUUACUCUCCAGCUCCUACGGAUGCAGCCGACGACUAUUCGCAACCGGGAGAACGGAAACGGGAACGGUCCAAAUCCGGCAGCUACGAUAGCACUUCGAAUGUAAUGGUAAAGCAAGAGAAGGAACACAACAGUGACGAACGCGGCUCCAGCCUUCACGCGAAUGUAUCGGAAAAUACCUCCAACAAUAAUUACCAGGAUUUCAUCAACAAAGAUGUGGACAUCAAGAAUUGGUGCCAAAAACUGAAUGAGAUGCCGGAGAAUAUCACCGCAAGCUGAUAACCUAAUUCGGGUAAUCGCAUUUUAUCUGCUUUGUAGAUGAACGGAAUCUACUGACAAAAGACGGUAAUCAUAUGCUUUUAUAGAAUUCAAACUCUGGCCAAUCAGAGCACGUUUUAGAACAAAAUGUAUCUUGUGCCCAGCAGUACAGGUAAUGAAACUAGUAAUCAAAUGUGCGAUCUCAGAUACAAUCCCAACCUUCGUUUUAUUGAUGAAGCAAACCGAAUUUGUAUUUUUAAAAUGGAAGUGUCUAUUUUUGUAAAAAAUUGUAACAUAUCAUCGAAACUUUAUAUUGAUUGUUCAGAUGUUGCACGAAGGCGUGUAAUGAUAAUGCAGGAAAGAAUAUAGACAGAUAGAAAGCGGAACACACCCACAUGCUCAGUGCAGAUUGUGUAAAAUUUGAGAUGUGUCAGAAAGUACAACUGAGCGCAAAACGACCGAAAAAGGCUAUGUUUUGUGUGAUAACUACGAAAUGAAAUGGAACGGAAUGCGAAGUUAGAAAUAACGCGAUGCUAUAAACCAAUGAUGUAGCGAAAAUUGAAUCUGGAGCAUACAGAGACUGCAAACCCUUGCGUUGUAUUCCCGUGUUUGUUCACUAUACUGUGAAGUGAAGCAACGGAACAGAAACCAACUGAAAAUUUGUUUUCAUUUGACUCAUAUUGAGGCCCAUUUAAAUAUGGGUGAAGAUGGAAGUCAUGUUUUAUAUAGAAACCACAUUAGCUAUCACGUGAGCUUAGAAGCUCUUUUAAAAGUACUGUAUGUGAGUGUGUCACUGUAUGUAUGUACCUAUAAAGAACACAUUUAAAUACUACAUUAUGCUUUAUAAAAGUCUAAAUCAAAUAAUUAUAAGUAAGUUAUAAAAAAUAAACUAAUAAUUGUAAAUGUAUAGCUACACUGAUGGUAGAAUACAAAUCGGAAGAAAUGUAAUAUUCAUGCGGUCAAAGUUGAUAUCUGGAUUAAACAAAAAAAAAGAGAGAAAGAUAGCGAAAACAACCAAUCAAAACCGACACUAUUAUGUUUUAUUCAUAGUAAAUAACAAAAUCAAUCCAUUGUCAUUUUCAUGUGGUUCCAAAAAUAUACAAUAACAUUUUGUACAUAGCUUUAAGGUUAACCAUGUUUCGGUCACCCUCUUCUUUUUCCACCUCCAAUCGUUAAACUGCUCCACUGUUUAGUUCCACUUAUUUUUUUCGUGUCCACAUUUUGUGGAUGUAUACCAGAGAAAUGAGCAAAUCUAAAUAAACAACUUUUUUGUGAUAAUUUAUGUUAUUAAGAUAUUUUAGGUAUUUAUAUUCUAUCUUUAUGACACUGUUUUUAUUGAAAAUACUGUACAGCAGCAAAAAAUGCAAUGACAAAAUAAUAUACAACCAAGAGAAAUAUUAAA
Messenger RNA from Toxorhynchites rutilus septentrionalis, 6017 nucleotides. RefSeq names its product homeotic protein spalt-major. The record is from RefSeq and is a predicted model, not a curated record. The coding region runs from base 854 to 4636 and encodes 1260 amino acids. Gene Ontology annotation, molecular function: DNA-binding transcription factor activity, RNA polymerase II-specific; RNA polymerase II cis-regulatory region sequence-specific DNA binding. The transcript has 5 exons. Gene Ontology annotation, cellular component: nucleus. Gene Ontology annotation, biological process: regulation of transcription by RNA polymerase II. NCBI's taxonomy places the organism in Eukaryota, Metazoa, Arthropoda, Insecta, Diptera, Culicidae.